AUGGCUUCUUUGCUUGUUGAUGCGUCUCAAGAAGAAUCACAAUGGGCUUGCAUCUCAGAGCUAGCCUCGCAACUGGCCUCUGUGAUGAAUACUGGAGGUGAUACUGAGAAUAGUUUCCUGGUUUUGAAGCCUUAUUAUACUUGCCUUCUGCGUGAUCCUCGACUUUAUACAUUCUCGGACCAGCUGAUCCAGGCCCUGCUACAUCAUGUAUCUAAGGUCGAUAACUGCAACAUACACCAACUACUGUCCAUCCUGAAACGCCAUUCAAAGCGAAUACUUCAGGGGCUUGAUCGCUCUUCGCUGCGUUGCCUGGCAUAUUUACUGCUCAAUUCAGACGAGGAAACAAGAUUGAAGAAUGGACUUCAUCUGCUGCUGGAUGAACCACAAUACAUGAAGGACUCGGGACAUAUGGCCGGCAAAUUGUUUCUGGAGAUACUUUCGGAGCCAGAGCACAAUCAAGCUUCCCUCAUUACAUCCCAAGAUGUGGACAUGUCACGACUCUCGUACAUCAUACUCAAUGGCAACUGUGCCUUGAAACUGCUCGCAGCAAUCAUAAUUCAUGCGCUACAUAACAUGGGAGUGAGCGACGAAGUUCUCUGGCCGCCAGACAAUAGCACGGAUAGAGGCAGGUUCUUUGAUACUAUGCCGUCAUAUGAAGAUGAUCCGCUGCAGCACUUUCAAAUCUUAUUCGAUACGGUUGUCCUAUCAGAUGCGGCAAUGCCAUCUAAAUCGAUAGACUUAAGUACGACGUCCCAGCUUCGACGAUGCUUUCUCCUUUACGCAAUAGGCAUCGACACGACGCUCCUGAUUGAAGGAAUCGUUCUCGCCAUGAUCGGUGAUGGAUGCUUGACGUUCAUGAGCUAUCGACAGGACACAGCGAGAAUGUGCCUAGAAUACGUUGACGUCUACACUCAGAGCAUUUGUCUACCAGUGCGCUCGGUUACGGACAAAACUAAGACAUAUCGUCUAAUACUAGACCUGUCUCAGCAUAUACUAAUCGUGAAAAGCGGCAAACGCCUAUGCUUCGGGGGCCAAACUUUGAGCAUAUUGUCCGAUGAAGAUCCUUGCGACUUGCGAAUGGCCAUUGAGGAGUUCUGUCGGAAUGACCGAACCUCUGUAGAUACAGAUAGUGUAUUCCGGAGGUCUUCUUCAAUGGUGAUGGAACUGGAUACAGGCGAUGAAGUCGCAAGGAAAUCUUCUGGAAUUCCACCCAACAAUAUACAGGGGCAGGAGGGACCCUGCACAGGUUUCGUCUCGAUACAAAAGCCUCAGCAAGUGCUGGAGAAACACUCAGAAGUGCCCGAGGAAGGCAAUACUAAUAAUGAGAACCUGGCACAUGUUCUUUCAAAGCGUAACAGCUCUCAGGAUUAUCAGCGGGCACAUUACGCGGGUGAACCUCCCAUGCCAACAUCAAACCCAUCACUGACCAGAGUACCGGAGAAACCAAUCGGCAGAUUUGCACCAAAACCAGAUACUGAAAGAAGAAGAAGAACAGGUCGCUUGCGGAGUGGGAACAGAGGAAAAAACCAUCUAUCUAAUACUCAAGAGUCUAUGGUCAUAUAUACGCGACAUCCCAAACAGAAGGUAUAUACAGCCAGCUCCAAAGCUGCUGUUGACUGGGACGAGGAUCUCCGACCUAGCGAUAAUGAAGCGAGACAACCUCUCAAAGACGCAGACAUAACUUCAAUUUCAUCCCCCAUGCCUGGUGAGACGUCUCUUACCGGCAGUCAUCUGGCAAUUCCGGGCAAAAAGAGAGCAGCCAAAGGAAGGAAACUAGCCACAAAGCGCAAGAAUAAAUCAUCUCGUCCUACAAAAAAGAUCGGAAACAUUACCAAUAAAUCGACAGCAGCGUUACCACUUGCAGAAGAUGCCGACAACCACAACCGAAAGUCACAACACAUACUAGGAUCAGGUGAUGACAUAAAGAAGCUGAUACUUUGUUCCAGCAACGGCCGCUCUGAAAGCAUUGACGAGGAGAGAAAUGGAGCAGGUGCCACGGCCAAAUGUGCCGAGCUCUACCCAGAUAAUGACUUCGUUAGAUAUGACUCUGCUACACCACAACAAGAAGAGAACCGCACUAGAUCACCUCGAAUUCAACCCUGCAGGAAAAAUGAAAGAUUCUUAAGCCACCAGCAUCAGCUAUCUACAAGUAAGAUGGAUGACAACGAUCAUCAGUUGAAUUCUCCAGAGUGCCAUCCGACCCCACAAGGACUCCAGGGCAGGGGCCGUGCAGUUGGGAACAAGCUGUCUGCAGCUUUUCAGCGAGGAGACCCUUCAUCAGGCACCGGCGGACAUAAAGAAAACAGCUUAGAGCAUAUUAAGACCCAAAACAAGCCGAGAAACGAAAACGGGCUCGUUUUGUCAGACAUAUCAUAUGCUUCCGUGGGAGAGAGUGGUGUACAGGAGAAAUUCGAGUCCACGGAGUCUGUCAUAAAAAGAUAUGCCAUUUAUGAUAAGUUGCCCUUAAGUACACCAAAAGAGCAAUUCACGGGCAGGUUUGAGGAUGACAUUUAUGCAGAAGGUUCUGUCGCAAGGCACAUGAGCAGGAGCAGUUCUUUCAAUAUCGACAACAAGGAGCAAAAAACGGUGUCUCAGUCAGCUGGCUCCGCUGUAUCAAGUCCAUUAUGUGCAGAGGACGAUCGUUCCGAUGCAGAAAUUCCCUCUGAAGUUUGCCCUGGAAGCCUCGGGGCCGCGCAGAAUAUUUGCAGUUCUGACAUGCAUGAAAACACCUCUGAAGGCAUAAGAAGCCCGCAGGCUAGGCCAGAGAAGAGAAGGAUAGCUGCGCUCAGUUCGGAUGGCAUGCGAGAUGACCCACCUACAAGGGACCAAGCCUCGGAAAAUGCUUUCAAGGAAGAAUCCAGGCGGCUUGUUCGCAAAGAUCACUUGUAUCCCACGAAAAGAUUGAAAGUCACCCCCAGAUCAACCAUCGUUGAUUCUGAUGGAAGCCCCCGCCUUCUGUUCCGUAUUAGAAGUGGAUGCAUCGUUGACAGGACCGGCGUGGACGAAACGUAUCCACAAGUGUCAGGCACGAAAUACAGGUCCUCCACCAGGGAGCACGUUCGGGAGAUCCUGAGAGAUGGGGAAUUUGGUGCACAAGAUGACGAUCUAUCUGCUUCAUGCGAGCGAAACGUAAUUCUAGGAUUAAAGCAGUCCGGGACCUGCACGAACAGAGAGAAGGAAGUACUGACUUUCCAGGAUCGUCUAAUGGCAUGUGCAGGUAAACCUACAUCAAGCAAGACCCCGCUUAGAAAUCCCGCACGAUCAAGUCCUGAUGCACAUUUGACAUUGGGAUGCGAUGACAAGCCUCAUGCGACAUGCAACUCCCUACCUCGGGCGACAAUAGUUCCAAACCAAUUAUCGGCGCAGCCAGGUUUGCCCAAGUCGGAUAAUAUCGCAGAUGGUGUCCUGGAGCACACCAGCUGGCAGACCUCCCUGCAGGCGCUUCACAAAAGAGCGCAAGGCAUGCUUCUUGCGACCAGCGAGCAUAUAAUACAAGAAAUUGAGAGCGAGAAAAAGACCAUCAACGAAGUUUUGGAGAUGUAUCGGCGAGAUUGCCACCGAGUGCUGGAUCAGCUCUUCGAGGCCCAAGAAGAACGAAUAAGACUGUGCCAGCAACAGAUGCACUCCAUUCGCGAACACCAUACCGAAGUAUGCCAGGAGUUGAUGCAGCGUCUAGAGCGGGACGAGAAGCAGCUUCAGGAUCGCAUGCAGUUGAGAAAAUGA
Aspergillus tubingensis is the source of this 3723-nucleotide messenger RNA. RefSeq lists its product as uncharacterized. Lineage: Eukaryota; Fungi; Ascomycota; Eurotiomycetes; Eurotiales; Aspergillaceae. The transcript has 5 exons. The coding region runs from base 1 to 3723 and encodes 1240 amino acids. The record is from RefSeq and is a predicted model, not a curated record.